Micropterus dolomieu (smallmouth bass) is the source of this 1883-nucleotide messenger RNA. It is a transcript of the gene lgals3a, whose product is annotated as lectin, galactoside binding soluble 3a. The record is from RefSeq and is a predicted model, not a curated record. Gene Ontology annotation, biological process: negative regulation of extrinsic apoptotic signaling pathway; neutrophil chemotaxis; eosinophil chemotaxis. Gene Ontology annotation, cellular component: immunological synapse; nucleus. The transcript has 6 exons. Gene Ontology annotation, molecular function: carbohydrate binding; IgE binding; laminin binding. NCBI's taxonomy places the organism in Eukaryota, Metazoa, Chordata, Actinopteri, Centrarchiformes, Centrarchidae. The coding region runs from base 160 to 1353 and encodes 397 amino acids.
CCUCUCCGAGAGUUGUAGUUGUGAGAGCAGGUCCAACGUUAGCUUGUAGUUCUUUGCCCCGGGAGGCUAAAUUUGCUGGCUAACUGGCUUUCACAGCUUGACAAAAAUCAUCUCUGUUACCCGCUAUCGUUUGAGAGGAGUCCACCGUCUGGAGAGAUCAUGUCAGAUUUCUCGCUGGAAGAUGCCUUAGGAGACAGCACCCCAAGCCAGGCAAAGAAAUCAGCGAACCCUAACCCAUCUGCCCCUGCCGCCAACCCUCCACCUUCUUCAAACCCAGGAUGGCCUGGCUCAGCCCCAGGAGCUCCCACCCAGCCCUCCGCUCCGGUUGACUUUGCCGGCGGAUCAUCUGGCCCAGGGGCGCCGGGGCAUUUCCCAUUUUCCUCUGGUCCUGGAGCACCAGGGCAAUAUCCAGGACCUCCUUCAGCGCCUGGUGGGUUCCCGCAUGGUCAAGGGAUACCUGGACAAUAUCCACCUGCACCAGGAGCUCCAGGGCAGUUUCCCUCCAGCCCUGGAGCCCCUGGUCAGUUCCCUGGUCAGUUCCCUGGCCAGUUCCCUGGCCAGUUUCCCGGGCAGUUCCCUGGCCAGUUCCCUGGGCAGUACCCACCUGAAGGAGCUCCAGGACAGCUACCUGGAGGCCCUGUUUCUUACCCAACUGGACCAUUUCCUUCUGGCCCUGGAGCUCCCUCUGGGCCUUAUCCAAAUGUGCCUUUCCCAGGAAGUCAGCCAGGAGGAGGCAAUGGGAUGUACGGACCCGGUGGUCCAGGUGCAUUCCCCCCUCCAGCUGGCCCUGGCUCAUUCCCUGCCUUCCCUGCUGGAGGCUUUCCCCCAAUCCCUCCUGGAUCAUGGGGAUCACCUGCAGGUGGAGGCUUCCCUUCUGCCCCAAGCCCCUUUGGUCCUGGCCCGGGGUCUAUGGGUUCAUAUGGUGGGCCUGCAGCUCCAGGAGGCAUGCUGAUGGUGCCGUACGAUCUCCCUCUUCAUGCUGGAAUUAUGCCACAACUUUUAAUCACAAUAGUUGGAGAACCCAUUCCUGGUGCAGACAGGUUCCAAGUUGACUUCAUCAAAGGCCCAGAUGUCGUCUUUCACUUCAAUCCUCGAUUUCCUGAGCAAACAAUUGUCAGAAACUCCAAUCUAGGUGGAUGCUGGGGGCCAGAGGAGCGAGAAGGAGGCUUCCCAUUUGUUCAGGGACAGAGGUUUGAGCUGAAGAUCCUUGUGGAGGAGGACAUGUUUAAAGUGGCGGUGGACGGCACCCACCUGCUGGAGUACGAGCACAGAGUCGGCGGGCUGGAGGAAGUGACCCUGCUGCGAGUGACUGGAGACAUCAUCCUCCACAGUGCCGCCCCAAGUUUGAUCUGAAUCUCAGAGCCACUAAACCACAUGCUGUACAGGAGGCCUGGGUCGAACUUCACCACCGUAUUUGAAAUCGUUUCAAAUACCUUGAUGGAGUUUUUGAGGCACAAUAGUCAGCAAAUUGCCCACCUGGCACUUUGUCAUUUACUACAGAACAGAUGGAAGAUUAACCCAGGUCUGCGCACUGCAGUGCUUUUUCUGAAUGACAUCUCAUUUUUUAGCCACUCACAAUCCAAUAUAUUUUAGGACAUAACAGUUUCCAAGUAGUGAAUGAGAUAAAGUGCAUCUAAAACAAGCGUUGUAAGGAAAUAUUAAUUUAUACCUAAUGAAAAGAUUGUAGGCCAAGUGGAAAAGUAUGAUGACAAAUAUUUCAUACAGUUUCCACUAGUAUGCUGUAUUUUGUUUACAGUAUGUGUAUGUUUAUUAUUCUGUCCUUUAUAUCAAUAUAUUGAUAAGCCUUUGUAAUGCAUGAGAAUGUGCUGCUGAAAAUCAACUUGGUCUCCUUUUCAACGUCUUACUUCAGUGCUGGCCGACAU